This is a messenger RNA of Conger conger (European conger), 3237 nucleotides long. RefSeq names its product UDP-GlcNAc:betaGal beta-1,3-N-acetylglucosaminyltransferase 7-like. Bases 179 to 1420 code for a protein of 413 amino acids. The record is from RefSeq and is a predicted model, not a curated record. Gene Ontology annotation, molecular function: hexosyltransferase activity. The transcript has 2 exons. Gene Ontology annotation, cellular component: membrane. Lineage: Eukaryota; Metazoa; Chordata; Actinopteri; Anguilliformes; Congridae.
UGCGCUGCUGAGACAAGUGUCGUCCACGCUGGAUGCUGUGCAUUAUUCGUUCGCGUUAUAUAUUUUCCAGCUCCUGUUAGCCUACGACUCUGCGGGAUUCCUCCUGUACCCACAAUUAAUUAACUAAAUUGCCUGUAAUCGCCAGCGUUCAUCUCUUGCCUACAUUGUGUUUGAAAUCAUGAUAACUGUCAGGGAAAAGUGGAGGAUGUUCAGACGGUUCUGCCUGAUGUUCUUCCUGGUGGCGAUGACGCUCGCCGUGUUUGAGACGGGAAACUUCGGCAAUGGAAAGUUAGGGCUGGAGAGGCAGCCCCUGGACAUCGACUCUGCAGAGUCGCGCCAGAAGAGGGACCUCAAAUCCUUGGGCAUCUUUUGGAAACUGACGAAGCCCAAUCAGGAGUUCUCCACGGGAGCCCCCAGGACAACUGAGGUCGAAGAACCCCGUAGCUGGGACGUCACGUCGGUCAACUGCACCAUCAAUCGCACCAUCUCCAGCAACGAGUGGUUCAAGGACCUGGAGCCAAACUUCAAGCAAUUCCUGCUCUACAGACACUGCAGGUUCUUCCCCAUGAUCCUGAACCACCCGGAGAAGUGCCAGGGCGACAUCCACCUGCUGAUUGUCAUCAAGUCCAUCAUCACCCAGCACAACCGUAGGGAGGUCAUCCGGAGGACGUGGGGGAAGGAGAAGGUGAUCGACGGGAAGAGGAUAAAGACCGUCUUCCUUCUGGCCACCACGUCCAACGAAGAGCAGCAGGCCAACCACCAGAAGCUCCUGGAGUACGAGGACUACAUCUACGGCGACAUCCUGCAGUGGGAUUUCCAGGACAGCUUCUUUAACCUCACGCUCAAGGAGACCGCCUUCCUCAAGUGGUUCUCGGCCUACUGCCACCAGGUGCGUUACAUAUUCAAGGGGGACGACGACGUCUUCGUCAGCAUCCCCAACAUCCUGGAGUUCCUGAAGAGCACCGUCACGGAGGACCUCUUCGUGGGAGACAUCCCCUUAAAAGCCAAGCCAAUUCGCAAGAAGAAGAACAAAUACUACAUCCCCGAGGCUUUGUUUAACAAGACCUACUACCCUCCCUAUGCAGGCGGCGGUGGAUUCCUGAUGGACGGUCCCCUGGCCAAGAGGCUCUACGGGGCCUCUAACACCUUGGACUUGUUCCCCAUUGACGAUGUCUUCCUGGGCAUGUGUCUGGAGGUGCUCCAGGUGUCUCCCAUUAGACACAAUGCGUUCAAGACCUUUGGCCUGGUGAAAGACAAGAAGAGCAGGUUGAACAAAGAGCCUUGCUUCUACAAAGACAUGCUAGUGGUUCACAAGCUGCUGCCUCCAGAUCUCAUCGCAAUGUGGGAGCUUCUCGCCAGCCGCCCCGUCUGUGUACAGAAAAUUGAGGAAAAAGGACCUUUUGAGCGGGUGGUAUACUGAAAAGGAGGGGGUUGUGGUUGAUUUUGGACUGAAAAUGAACUGAGUUAAUUCACAGACAAGCAAGUACUCCUUGUUUUGGAGAAGACCUGGAUGAUUUCCAACUUAUGUACUGUGUCCGUUUGUUUAAAAAAAUGGUUGAAGGAAGUGUGUCAGUCAAACGUGUUGAAUUGUUUAUAUUUCAAUGACUUUUUGGGAAUCUCACUGUUGCAGUGCUUUUUUUCAUUUGUGAAUUUACUGAAGUUGUUCAUUACCGACAUGAGGGGACUUCUGCUAAAACUGAAUGAUGCAUAGAGAGGUAGCCACUUAAUUAGAAUGACAUGAGAAAAUGGCGUAGGAUCAAGAACUGAACUGUGCUCACUUUGGCUGGGAUUCAAUCAACAUUUGUGCUCGACUUUUGACUUUCCUUUAAAUGCAAACGUAAACAACAAUUAACUUGCCAAAAUAAUUUCAGACUAUAUCCCAACAAAAACUAAAAAAACUGGAGACCAUCUGAAUUACCAAAUUUAAAUUCAAUCGAGUCAAAGUUGGGGAAAAUGUGAUGGAAGCCCAGAAGUCCUGAUACCGCCUUGAAACUGUGGCACAACGAGCCGUGCAUGUUGGAAGCAGUCUUAAGCAAACUCUCUACCUCAUUUCCGUCAACAAAAGUUGUUUGCGUGUGCGCAUAUGCGUUCUCGGACAUUUGAUUGAUUUAAUAUUUGCUGUAUCGGCAUAUCGCAGUAAUGCAGUAAACCCAUCGCGGAAGAUUACAACCAUAAUUCAUACCCAAGCCGUCAAUGCCAUACUUGAACAUGCUUGGGCUUUGUGCCAGAACGGCAUUCCAAACCAUUUAUAGAGAAACAAAACCUCUGCCUUCCAUUUCCUUGGAAUUGUUUAACAUAAGGCUGUAUCGUAAAUGUCAAUUGCACAGUGUAUAGGGUUUACGAGUAAGAACUGUGACUUAGAGAAACAACUGCUGGUACAUGUACAGUAAUGUAUAACAAAAUUUAACCCAAAAGACAUGCAUGUUGUAUGUUUUUAUUUAUGUUGGCAUUAUUAUGUAUGAUUAUUGGGGAAAGGUUACAACUUGUAUUGGGUGAUUCUAUGUUUUGAUGUACUGUACAUAAAUGUAAAAAUAUGAAUAUGUGUAUAUGGGGAUGUAAAAUAUUUAUAAAUAGAAAUAUUUAAAAUUCAGCUGUGAGAUGUGAGAUUUUGCAUUCUCAAAUGUUCGUAUUCUAACUUGCUUCCAAGAAUUAGUUUAAUUGGUUGUUGGGGGAACAUUUGGAAAGUUCAUAAAACACAAGGUGACCUGAUUUUUAUAAUAAGUAAGUGAAAUGAAGUUGAUAUUAGCGCAUCAUAUCUCAUGGAAAAUGGUUUUGUUCCAUUUAGCUGUGAACCUUGUCAACUUUAUGACCUUUUUAGCUCAUCUUUCUCACAAGGAAAUUGUAAGCGUUUUGUCUCAAUAAAAGAAACUCCAAACAAGAUGAUAUAGAUCUGAUCAUCAAGAUUGUUUUUUUUCUGUUCUUGCGAUAACGAGACAAUUGGGAAUACUGAUGCCAUUGUUGCAGAGUACUUUAAGAACAAAGAUGACCAAGACUUGGAAACGGAAUAUGUGUACAGUUUCAGUUAGGGUUUCACAUGUCACAUGGAGGUAUUGUUUGUGAAGGAACAAAGAAUAUAAGAUCUAUAUAUAUAGCUUCAUGUUAUAGGUCAGGAUGGUCUAAUCUACUGAUUGUCUAUUUAUUCGUCAUAAAAUAUGCAAUCGAAAAUGUCAGUCUUCAUGUACUUAACCAUUCUAUGUAUCGAUUAAAUUCUUACUGGAAUAAACGUUUGUUAAUUUG